This is a messenger RNA of Acanthisitta chloris (rifleman), 1031 nucleotides long. Its product is annotated as ATPase WRNIP1-like. The record is from RefSeq and is a predicted model, not a curated record. NCBI's taxonomy places the organism in Eukaryota, Metazoa, Chordata, Aves, Passeriformes, Acanthisittidae. The transcript has 5 exons. Gene Ontology annotation, molecular function: enzyme activator activity; DNA binding; single-stranded DNA helicase activity. Gene Ontology annotation, cellular component: nucleus. Gene Ontology annotation, biological process: regulation of DNA repair; DNA-templated DNA replication. The coding region runs from base 1 to 927 and encodes 308 amino acids.
AUGGAGAUAAAGAGGAUUUUGAAGAAGGAUUUAUUAUCCUGUAGUGAUAGUUUUCCAUUCCUUGAGCUAGUAUAUCACCUUCAGCCAGUGAGUGAUGGAUCCUGGCAUGUCACUUUUGGCUUGUUUAUGUUUUUGUCUCCAAGUAUCAUCAGUUACAAGGUACGAACAUUGACCAUUGGCAUCCGAUUCCCUGUAUACAUAGAAGAGAAAGCUCUAAAUACACUGGCCUACCUUUGUGAUGGCGAUGCAAGGACUGGACUGAACGGACUCCAGUUAGCAGUUCAGGCCAGAUUAGCAGUGGGGAAGACCACUCCUUUGAAUAUUCCCAAAGGUGGCUGUGCAGAUGGCAUUCUGAUAACAGAAGAGCAUAUAAAGGAAGGGCUUCAGCGAUCUCACAUCCUGUAUGACCGAGCAGGAGAAGAGCAUUACAACUGCAUCUCUGCCCUGCACAAGUCUAUGAGAGGCUCAGAUGAAAAUGCUUCCCUGUACUGGCUUGCUCGGAUGCUUGAAGGUGGUGAGGAUCCACUUUAUGUGGCAAGGAGGCUGGUGAGGUUUGCAAGUGAAGAUAUAGGACUGGCAGAUCCGUUGGCUUUAACACAAGCAGUUGCUGCUUAUCAAGGCUGUCACUUUAUUGGAAUGCCAGAAUGUGAGGUGAUUCUAGCACAAUGUGUAGUGUACUUUGCCAGAGCUCCAAAGUCUAUAGAGGUAUACAAGGCAUAUAGCAACGUCAAAGAAUGUCUGAGAAUGCACACGGGACCUCUGCCACCUGUUCCACUGCACCUGAGAAAUGCCCCAACAAGGCUCAUGAAGAAUUUGGGCUAUGGCAAAGGCUAUAAAUAUAACCCUAUGUACAAGGAACCUGUAGAGCAGGACUAUCUACCUGAAGAGUUGAAAGGAACAGACUUCUUCAAGGAGCAAAAGACAUGAUCACAGUGCUUGGAAUGGGUUUUGAUUUUAUGACUCAUACAUUUCUACCACGAUAGAAAUUCCCCUUACAGUGUCAGCCCUCUGUUACUGUGGUUGAAGGUAUU